This is a messenger RNA of Drosophila ananassae, 5716 nucleotides long. It is a transcript of the gene chas, whose product is annotated as zinc finger CCCH domain-containing protein 13. Bases 546 to 5249 code for a protein of 1567 amino acids. NCBI's taxonomy places the organism in Eukaryota, Metazoa, Arthropoda, Insecta, Diptera, Drosophilidae. The record is from RefSeq and is a predicted model, not a curated record. Gene Ontology annotation, biological process: regulation of DNA-templated transcription. The transcript has 7 exons. Gene Ontology annotation, cellular component: transcription factor TFIID complex; nucleus.
AGCUAGCCGCAGAACCGCAGUCGCGACGCGCCAUCGAACCGAGCUGAACUCGCGCGUGCGCGCUCUCUGUUUCGGAUCUUCGACUCGACAUUCCGCCUGCCACAGGCCGCAAGAAGAACACCACUGGGACAAAGUGCAGCCCGCGCUCGACUUCCGCCGAGGUGCACCUGAUUUUUGUUGUUGUGCCGUUUGGUUUAAGCCGCCAACCGACCGCCCCUGGCGCCCCUGGAUGGCCCAGGCCGAGUGCAGUGCGACAGUGCAAGCGAGAUAAGGCUAAGUGCGCGAGCGGCCGCGGAGAGAAGGAACCUGGGUCUCGUCUUGGCCAGCCAGAGCCGGGAAGCGCGAUCUGCGAUGUUGUGCUCGCCUUGGAGUUGCUCCGAAGCAAUUGGAUUUGGAACUGAGGCCGGUAGAGCGCGUGGAAGGGGAAGAGGAACCAGAGGAAGAGCUGCAGCUGCAGCUGGAAGUGGAAGUGGGGAGAGUGGAUCCGGGGGGCAGAUGUAGAUGCAGCAGAGCCGCCGUUGCCACCGACACCGCCAGAUGAUCGAAUGGUGGUGAUCCUCCUACUGUCGCCAUGCACAUGCAGCCGCAGCAGCAGCAGCAGCCACGCCCACGCCCACGAACCCGCCCACUCAUCACCACCAUCAGCACCACCCAAGCACAAGAGCCUCAAUCAGCAUCAGCAUCAGCACCACCAGCACCUGCACCAUCCACCGCCCACCGCCUCCAGCUCGCCGGAAAGCCGCGACUCCCGGAGCAGCAAUGAGUCCUGCUCCACGGGCGACACCGCCAUUCCGGCGGCCGGCUUCCUGCAGCGGACACCGCCGGCGCCCCAUCCCCUCCAGCCUAGUCAUAGUCGUAGCUACCGACCACUGCCAGCCCCCGGCCCAGGCCCAGGCCCAGGCCCCGCUCCCGUCCACGCCUACCGCCCCGGAGGAUGGGCGCCCCUGCAGUCCUGGCCGAACGCCGUGCCGAACGCCGUGCCGAAGCCGCCGCGUCAGAUCCACCAGAGCCACCCGGUGGUCUUCCGCGUCCACCCAUCACUGCCCCAGCCGAGUCCCAGCCCGCAUACGAAUCCGAAUCCGAUCCCGGGGGGCCAUCAUCCCCGGGGAAACCGCUUUACUAACGCUAACGCCACCACCAACACCACUGACUACGUGCGUCACGUGACCCGGGUUAACUUCUACGACAUUGAUACUUCGCAGGUCGAAUUCGAGUCCAAAGAUGACGAGGAGAGCACCGAGGCCACUGGAAGCAAUUGCGAUACAGAAGCUAUUACCAAAGAAGAGGAGUGGAUUACGAAACGCAAGACAGAGCUCACAACCACCAGACAGAUCGAGACGAGGGUGAAGCGGCAGGUGAAGCUGCAGGAUGGCAAGGUCAUCGAGGACUCCGGGCCCAUUGUCUCCACCAACACCACCGAGGACACCGACAAGCAGGAGACGGAGACCACGGAGAAACGCGACCUCGACCUGCCCGACGACCUCGACGGAAACGCCCAGCUGACCGACGUGGCCGCCCUGCAAGCGGCCGCCGCCAACGAGUCCCAGCUGGCCCAGAUCCAGGAGGUGUUCGGGCCGGCGGACGGAGCCGGGAAGCUGGUGAAGCGAAUGGUCCCCCGGCCGGCGGACGGGCUGGUGCGGCAGGUGGACGACAAGCGGGUCAUCUCCCACGAGGAGGUCAAGGACUACCACGAGACGGAAGACGUCAAGCACCUGGGCGACUUUACAGACCAGACCUACGUAAACGCCGUCAGCCAGGGCGUCGAGGACCUUGAGGCCAUACUCUGCUCCCCGGAGAGCCAGAGGCAGCUGGUGCCGCUGGGACCCCAAGUGGUGGCCAGCCGGAGCAAGUCGCGGAAGACCAUCGAUUCGGAGGACACGCAGAAGCGCUGCCUGGCCCAGGAGGACGGCACCCUGGUGACGGAGAGCCGGCGGACCACCGAGCACGAACUCAUCCUCGACGACGACCUGCCCCCCGGCGACCAAAGGCAUGCCCAGCUGCCGGCGGCGGAGCACGAGCAGGUGACCACGACGGCGGCCAACCAGCGCUUUUUCCGGCAGCGGGACGAGCAGCAUGUGGACCUGCUAGCCAACGGCCGACUGCUGUCCACCGAGAUGCGCUACGCCGCCGAGACGACCCAGAUGGACAAGGACGGAGCCGGGGAGCUGGAGCGCCCGGGCGACUGGGACAGCCUCUCCGACCGGAUGCGCAAGCUGCGACGCUCCCAGCAGCAGCAGCAAAAGGAAGUUGCUCUAUUGGCUGAUCGGAAGGACGCCCUCACAAAGCGGCCCCUUGACUUUGACCGGGAGGAGGAGACUCGUAAGGGCGAAACCAUGAAGUGGCUGGAGUCGCACUUCGGCAGCGAGUCGACCGCCUCGAACGACUCCCGCGACGACGAGGUUGCCCCCGAGGGCGACGUGGUGGAACCCACCAAGAAGAGCUACUUCAACGUGACCAUCAAGUCCCAGAGCCAGCCGCAGCAGCACCCCCAUGCCCACCAGCAUCCUCACGGCCACGCCAAUGUCCACGCCCAUUCCCACCACCAUCCGCACCAUCCGCAGACGCUGCCAAGGAGCGCGGAACGGGAGCGGGAGCGCGAGCGGGAACGCGACAGGGACAGAGAGCGGGAGAGGGAACGAGAGAGGGAGCGGGAGCGGGAAAGGGAGACAGAGAGAGAGCUGGAGCGGCAGAGAGAAAGGGAGCGGGUGAAGGUGGCCACCUUGGAGAGGAAGCCUCCGCCCGGCGGCCUCCAGACCGGUGGCAGUCGCUCCAAAUACUUUCAGGGCAUCUCCAACUGGUCGGACCGCAAGGAUCCGGCUCCUGCCCCGCCUCCUGUCACGGCCGUCAACCACUUCUCGUCGCAGGCCUUCCGCGAGGACCUCCAGGAGACCAUACGGCGCAAGAACCAGGUCUCCGGACGAGAUCCGGCAGGCUCCUUCCUCCCGGAGCAGCCUAAGGACAGCUACGUGAGUCGCGAGGACAUCUUGCAGCAGAAGCGCCAGAGCCUCUCCUCACAGUUUCUGGCCCGCUCCAUGCGGGGCUCCCGCGACGCCCUCGACGAUCUGGAGGCCAUACCGGGCCCGGGUCGUGGGCCGGGACCGCCGCGGCCCGAAGAGCCCUCCCACAAGCGGGUGGCCUAUGGGCACCACCGGCGUACCAGCAAUGGGGUCAAUGGAGCGACAUCCGCAUCGGCUCCCUUGGUGAACGGGCGUGGGAAGAGUUACGAGCCGGCUCCUCCGCCGCCAGCCCCGCCCAUGGAGUUUGGCGGCAAUGGGAACGGAAUGGGCGGAAGCCAUCCGAGACCCACGGUCCCGCAGCGACGACGUGCCAUCGAAAAGAAGCUGGUGGAGCACACGCCUUCUGUGCACUCCCAGGCUCCGCCAAUCCCCGUGCCGGCAGCGAUCGCCGGGCCGAUGUCCUCCGGCAGCCAGCUGGAGCCCCCGCCGGACUACUCGCCCCCGCCGCGGAGCCGCAGCCGCUCGUCCUCGCCCCAGGUGGACUACCUGAUGACCAGGGAGAUGCCCGCCAGCACGAUGACGCUCAGUCGGAAACAGCAGCAGCGGACGCGUUUCGCACCCACUUCCAGCUACCCGCCCGGAGGAGCUGGCACCCUGCACCGGGGUCAUGCCGGCGGAGCCGCCACCUCGGCCUCCACCUCUAACCUGUCUGCCAUGAGUGCCCGCAGCGCCGGUGGGGGCAGCUCCAAGCCCAGCCGCAUGGGCCAGGUGAUUGGCAACUCGCUGCGGAAGCUGGUCAGCAAGAUCAGGUCGGCCAGCGCGGAGCGAAAGUUCCGGAUGAAGUCUUCGGUCAGCAAGUCCCGGGAACAGUCGCCCAGUCCAGGCCACCACGGAGCCAACGGCGGAGGAGGUCCACCACAGGUGACCACCUACCAGCAGUACAAUGUGAUCGAUGGGCACAUUGGCCACAGCCAGGAGUCCGAGGACUCUAAUCAGAGUGACAAUCACAGGAGAAGGGAGCGCGAGCGAGAGAGAGAGCGGGAAAGAGAGAGGGACAGGGAGAGGGAGAGGGAAAGGGAAAGGGAAAGGGAAAGGGAGAGGGAGAGGGAAAGGGACUCCCAGAUGCGUCCCAACUUCAAGCGGGCAGAGUCCGCCGAUCCGCAGCUGCAGAACCUGGAGCAGCAGACCAUUAGUCCCCGGCAGCGGUACUAUCUGGGCGAAGAUCCCUACUCGAGCACCCUGUACGGCAAGGAGAACCUUUACGAGCGGCGGCCACGCCAGCGGCAGUACGAGGAACGGCAGCUGGAGCGAGAGGACGACUACUACGAGCAGCGGGGACCCGGCGGAGCACCUCCGACGGCUCACACCCUGGGCCGGUACCAGAAGAACGGCCAGCGCUUCAGCGGCUCCACGCCCAAUCUCCACCAGCAGCAGCAGGACUACCGCACCGCCCAGACGCUGCCGCGCAAGCUGCACGAGCAGCGCCAAACCCAGGGCCGCUACUAUCCCCCGGCUUCUCAGCCUCCGACGCUUAGCCUCCGGGGAGGGAAUCACCAGCAGCCGCCCAGGGGCCCAUACCACCCCCAGUCGCAGUCGCAGCACCAGCCCCAUCCCACUCCCAGCCAGCUGAACCAGCAGCAGGGUCCCGCCAAGCCGGCCAGGACCUACGCCAAGGUUCUAAACCGGAGCAAGAGCUUCAACGUGCACGGCAUGAACGGCAGCAACGAUCCCAGUCCGAUUUACAUCGAGAAGCUGUCUCGGAACAACUACCCGCCGUCGGGAGGCGGCGGCGGAUACGGUCUCGGCCAGGGGCCAAACGCGAACUACAAGUCCAACCCGCACCUCUUCUCCGGCAAGGACAACUCGCUGAAGAGCGGCCUGAAGAGCCCCUCGAUCGUUAACCUGAUUAGCCGUAGCCAGAAGGACCUCACCAAGAUUGGAGUGGCCGGCCAUGAGGACGAGGACCUGCUGCCGACGCCCUACCCAGAGCCGGACAAGAAGCAGCUCUACUUGCGCGGCCUGCACCAGCAGGCACCGGACCUCUACCGGGUGAUCCACGGCGACGAGGACUACGCCGGACCCGGAACGGCUGGGCAGCGCAGCAACGGACACAAGUAUCCGCUCCAGGCCAAGUACUCGCUGGACUCGCGCUCCCCGCCCUCGGUGGAGCUCAACAAGGACACGGCUAGCAUUGUGCGGAGGAGCAGCGAGGUCGAGCAGCAGGGCCACCACUUGCGUCGCGGAUCUGGGGCCACUAUCAUCGAGCUGCGGACCGGAGGCCACCGCAAGUGAAGGCCUCGGUCGAGAGCCUCCCCCGAGUAUCCCCCACACCUAACCGGAGUAUAAAAUCUGCUAACAAGUGCUCGGCCCAGGGGCUUCAGUUUCAUUUGUCAAGCAGCAAAUAAAAAUGAAAGGCCAAUUGAACUAAACAACGGAAAUCCUUGGAGAGUCCUCGGAGAAUCGUCCUUGGAGAACGUGAGAGCGAAUGUUGCGCGAAGUGGGAUGCGCAGUCCCGCUGUCCUGCCACGCCUUUUCCAAUCGUAAUUCGAUAAUACCAAGUAAUGCCUACGUCUAAUUGCAGUAUCUAUAUCAUUUUUGUUUUUUUUUUUUACUACUAAUAUUGACUUUUUGUUGUAUAGAUGUAUCGUUACAGGAUAAACUAACUAAUAUAACUAAUAUAACUCGAUAAUACUUGCACACGUUUGAUUAAUAAACAAAUUGCAAUUAAAAUAUUAAAUAAAGUGCCAAAAUAAAGACGA